This is a messenger RNA of Pygocentrus nattereri (red-bellied piranha), 2877 nucleotides long. Its product is annotated as uracil phosphoribosyltransferase homolog. The record is from RefSeq and is a predicted model, not a curated record. The transcript is spliced from 7 exons. The coding region runs from base 580 to 1350 and encodes 256 amino acids. Lineage: Eukaryota; Metazoa; Chordata; Actinopteri; Characiformes; Serrasalmidae.
UAAGUGGUGCAGCUCCAGGCACCAGAAAGUGAGUGCUGCGCCAUUUAAGGUGGAACGGGAAACCUCGAACAUGAAGCUGGCGAAUAGGAAGCCACUUCAGCUUCGUCUUCGUAAAGAUUAGAAGGGAUUCACUCCUUGAUGGAUUUGCUGGAUGUGUUUUUACCGGAGCUCUAAAGUCGGUUUUUAACGUCAGAUGCAGACGGAACGGUCAGUUAAUGAAGUAAUAAAAGCUAGUCCGUGCAGAUUUGAUUAAUCUGUGUCUGAGGAUUAUAAACGGGCGGGGUAAUAAGGCCGUUGUGGCUGAUUAAAUCCGGAGACUCUUCGUCUCUCAACGCAGGUGAACUUGUUUACAAGCGGACCUUGACCGCUCCAACAUGGCGGACGCGCAGACGUAUCGCCACGCAUGGAGAACAACAGACGUCGUUGUUUCCGACAGUGAACCCACCCACGCGGCCAUGUGCGGGCUGUGAGAUACACGCCGCACUUUCAGGCCUCGACCCUCUGAGUUUAGUGUGACGACCACCACACUUUCUUGGACUCUUUCUGAAAAGGACAUCAGCCGCAGUUCCGCAGAGUAACAUGCCUUGCCCGAACCAGCAGGUGGUCCGCAGCAGCAGCGCCCACCCUGACCAUUCCACUAUGAAGCAGGUCCGCUUCGCGAGUGGCAACAACUCGGACAGCGAUUCCCAGGACAAGCCGUGCGAAACCCCAGAAAACGGCCACUCACACAUCGAGCUGGGGCCCCAGCUGAAGCUCUUACCCCUAAAUGACCAAGUCCGAGAACUACAGACCAUAAUCAGGGACAAGACCACCAGUAGAGGGGAUUUCGUGUUCUGUGCUGACAGACUGAUUCGGCUGGUGGUUGAAGAAGGGCUAAACCAGUUGCCGUAUACUGAAUGUGUUGUGACCACACCAACAGGAUACAAGUAUGAAGGUGUCCGGUUUGAACGAGGCAACUGUGGUGUCAGCAUAAUGAGGAGUGGUGAGGCGAUGGAGCAGGGCCUGAGAGACUGCUGCCGGUCCAUUCGCAUUGGCAAGAUUCUUAUACAGAGUGACGAAGAGACGCUGAAAGCCAAAGUGUACUACGCAAAGUUCCCACCUGACAUUUACAGACGCAAAGUCCUGCUGAUGUACCCCAUCCUGAGUAGUGGAAACACGGUCGUUGAAGCAGUCAGGGUGCUGACUGAUCAUGGUGUCCAGCCUUCACACAUCAUCCUCCUCAGCCUUUUCUCCACUCCUCACGGGGCUAAGUCCAUCAUCGAGGAGUUUCCAGACAUCACCAUACUGACCACUGAGGUCCAUUCCGUCUCCCCCAUACACUUUGGACAGAAAUAUUUUGGAACAGACUGACUGGAUUGGUUGGGCCUCCCUCUUUGGUGGACGCUUUUGGGGAUGUUUUUUCAUCUCAUCUUUGUGUCAAAACGGUUUGAAGUGCCUUAUUUAACGAUUUAGCUAUUUAUAAGUUUUGUCUUGCAGUGGUAAAAGAAUAAAGAGCAUUGCAGUAGUUUGUGUUCUCACCACCCGGUUCCUUGUUGGCUUGGGAAGUGUCAGAUGAUAACCGGGUCCUUGGUAGUUGGUCUCAGAUAGAUUGGGCACCAAACUGUUGUCAUGUACCUCUUUGUGUAGAGUCUAGAGCCACACCAGGCAAACUGUCAUAAUGAGGCUGCACCUAAUGUAUUAGAACCAUAGAUGUCCAUUCCUAGAUGCCGCGUUGUCUGGUUUUCUCUGUCCAAGGCGUCCACCCUGUUGGAGAGGUCAAGAUCUGCUUGUGAACAGAUUCACUCGUAUUGAGAGACGAAGAGUCUCGGAUUAAAUCGGCCUCAACUUCAUUAUUACUCAACCGAUUUUCCCCACAUCUGUUAGUUACAAUCCCCAGACACAGAUGAAUCCAGUCUGCACGGAUCUGCUCUCGAUGGCUUUUACUACUUCAUUAACUGAUCGAGCUAAUUAGCCGUCUGGACCAGCAGGAAAGUAUUCAGUCUGGACGUUACCGGACGCUAAAAACCGAGUUUAGUGCGAGAAACACAAUCAGCAAAUCCAUCAAUGAGUGAAUCCCUUCUAAUCUUAAUACACAUAAACAUAAAAUAAACCCCUGAACACAGCAAGAAGGACGAAGGUGAAGUUUCUAUUCGCCAGCUUCUCGUUCGAGUUUUACCGUUCCACCUUAAAUGGUGCGGCGGUCACUUUCUGGUGCCUGAAGCUGCACCAUUUAAGGUGGAAUGGGAAAAUUUGAACAAGAAGUUGGCAAAUAAGAACCUGACUUCGUGUAAGAAGGUUCUAACAUUAAUCUGUUAUUAAUAUCUACACGGAUUAAGGAACGCUAGAACUUAAAAGCAUCAACCACCACUGUAAAUAAAUAACUACUACAUAAAGUUAAGACCCCCUGAAUAGACUGUUCAAUGAAAUGAGCUUAAUAUAAAACCAGAGGAGAAACAACCACAUCAGCAGGUUCUCUGGGCUUCACUGACCACACGGUCAUAUCCACAUAACCACACAGACAUGAGCGGGGGUCACUGCGUUCCCUCCGAUAUAUAACCCUGUCCCGCUUUCUGAGGGCGAUAUUCCUGAAACAGCGGAAUUGUGGACAGUAUCUUUAUUAAACUGCCGCUCUGUAAUGGCACUGACGUGCCUGGCUGGACCCAACGCGGCAUCUAGGUCUGUAUGUCUGUGAUUAGAACUCACAGCUACUAGCAGUGUGAGAUCAAGCUGCCUGUGGCGUCUGUGACUGAAAGUCACAUGAGUUUCGUGACCAAUCAGAACCUCAUCAAGAAGACUUGCAAAUGCACGAUUAAGCACUGGUGACUCCAACUCACAAGAGAAGCACCUGCUCAGUCUGGGUUCCAGUGAGAUUUACUGAAUAAAGAAAUUGAAAAUGUC